Messenger RNA from Vitrella brassicaformis, 2540 nucleotides. The record is from the annotation of a GenBank genome assembly. Lineage: Eukaryota; Vitrellaceae.
GGUCGAUGCAGCCACAUGCACGUAAGUACGGAAGUCAAUCAAUUGGGUGCCAUGGUCUUGACACGUGUCACGCAUACACACAUCCAUCCAUCCAUCUGUGGAGCGAGCGAUACACAAAAACGCAUACAGUCAGUGAUGAUAAAGAACACACCGGACGAACCACACCAUGUAGCAGCCAGCGAGACAACAGCAGUUCUCGAACCAGGCAGGCAGGCAGGCAGGCAAUCAUUCAAACACACCACAAACAGACAUACCAUCUCAUCUCCCUCUCCCCCUCUAUACUCACUGUCUCACGAGCCGGACGACCUCUUCUUGCCCCACUUCAUGCCCUCCCCGCUCACGCCGAUCUUCUUCUCCUGCCGACCAAGCGACUGCGUGUCGUGCAGCAUCGGCCUCCGGCUACUCUGCGGCUGCACGGCCGCGUGCGUGGCACCAGCACUGGACAUGGACAUGGCAGCCGAUGAGCUGGCGGCCGACUCGCGAGUGGGGGAGUCGCGGGACUCGUGGGUCCCGCCAUUGACAAUGGCUGGGAAGGGGUCAGUGGUGAAGCUAGGGGCUGCCUGCUGCUCGGGGUCGUGAUGAGGGGCGGCUGUGGGGGGCGGGCCGCCGCUCAUGCCGCCCCAGACAUCAUGCAAGAAGUUUCUCGGGUUGGUCGACGCUCUGACAGACAGCCAGACAGGCGGCAUGUGUGUGUGUGUGUGUGUGUGUCUAUGGGGCUGUCUGUCUGUCCAUGACUGACCCAGUGACGUCUUCCACUUCUCUGGCGGCUUGCACGACGUCCAGAAAGUUGACCCCAUCCAUGAGCCGCCUCCUGAGUGCGUCGAGCAUCAUCAUGGAGACAUAGCCACCACCGCCCAUUUUCAUCUUCUCGUCCAAAGACAUGUUGUCACUCUUUUCAUCAUCAGGCCGCUCCAUCCCGCGGUCGACCUCCACCCCCUCAUCAGGACCGCCCUGCUCCUCGUCCUCCUCCUUGACACACUCGAGCAGCAUCCGCCUGCGAUCGUUGUCAUCUUGUAUGUCGACGCGGGUGGCGCCACGCGCCGACCGUGCCUUGGCAGACUUGGCCGACGCCGUGUUUAUCUCAGAAGCGCCAAAGGGACCAGCUACGCUGCGUGUGAGCUCGCCCGAGAUGAGCCUGGCGUGGUCGACGAGUGGCCGCGAGAACUCAUCGUACGGGUAAGCUGCAGGCAUGACACACACAAGAAAGAACAGACAGACAGACAGACAGACAGAGAGACAGACAGAGAGACAGGUGAGACGUGGCUGGCUUGGUGCUUGGUGGGGUGGAUGGGAACCUUACAUACUCACCAUAGCAGUGUGCGAUGGCGAAUCCGAGCAUUUCGAUGCAGAGCACAAAGUUGCCCACCCCUAUUGCGAUCUCGCGGGUGCUCCAGGUGUGGAUCAGCUCCCACUUCUCCGCUUUAAUCACUCCCACAUACUGAAGCGCUGCACACACACAAACACAAAGGCCCACACAAAAUGCAUGGGAACACAUGUGUGUGUAUGUGGGCGCCGUGCGCACCUGCGAUGGCCACCGACUGCCAGAAGGUGAAGAACACCAGCCCCUUGAUGCAGAGGAACUUCGCAAGGGGUCUGAUGUUGACGAGCUUGUGGUGUAUGGCGUGGUAGAAGAGGAUCAGCGAGUACAUGGCCCAGAUCUGCGAGAAGUUCUUGAGCAGGGUCAGCCACGGGUACACCGACUGGAAGGUGAAGCGGCCCUCCUUGUACACUCGGAACGACCACGCCACGAGCGACACGAUGGUCGUGAGGAUGGAUAUGGGGAUGUACUGCAGCACCCCGCGGAAACACAUGGCGAGGAACUCUCCACCCAUGUGCCAGUCGCGCAGGAACCAUCUGAAGGGGAUGAAGUGUGUCGUGGGGUUGCCCUCCUCCUUGAGCAGACGGGCCAGAUUCUGCGGCCCGCCCAGGUAGGCCAGCAUGAACUGCAGGAAGGAAAACAGUACGAACGCCUCGUAGAGCUCGCGGAUUACCGUGAACACCUCUGAGUCAACGAUCCACAACGGAUACGUGGAUGAAUGGAUGAGUGGGCAAUAGCACCUGUCUGUUUGUCUGUGUGUCCGUGUGUUUGUCUUCGCACCUACCUGUCCAGUUUCUGUCAGAUGACCCGACGAGGAGGGACCACCAGCAGUCGAUUGAGAAGACGGGCACCAGGAGCAGUAUCCUCACUGUGUACUUGGUCAUACCCCAGUACUGCGUGUGGUGCACGUGCCGCAUGAUGUGAAUGAACGACACAACCGUCGCCGUGUAUGCAAACCUAUCACAACGAGACGACGACACACACACACAAACAGCACACACAGACAAGGGCCAGAGAGAGAGUGAGUGAGACAAUCGCAGCCGAGCAUUUCUCAUGCGCAGGUGCUCACACUGUGGCGACUGCAUCGGCCCAGAAGUGCAGCGGGAGGGCGUGGGCGGCCUUGGCUGCGUCACCAAGCAGCGCCAUUGCCGCGUCGAUGUGCAGAAAGAGACGGGAGAUAGAAAAGCAGCACAAGCGAGGACAGAGGCUGCUCUCCAACCUA